Molecule: messenger RNA, 4377 nt
Organism: Musca vetustissima
Lineage: Eukaryota; Metazoa; Arthropoda; Insecta; Diptera; Muscidae
Gene: Cap-D2
Product: condensin complex subunit 1
Exons: 6
Coding region: 1-4377 (1458 amino acids)
Biological process (GO): mitotic chromosome condensation; mitotic cell cycle; meiotic chromosome condensation
Cellular component (GO): condensed chromosome, centromeric region; nucleus
Molecular function (GO): histone binding
Source: RefSeq, a predicted model, not a curated record
AUGGAUUUUCAAUUUAAUUUACCAUUGGCUACGGGGGAUCUUUUGAAUUCCAGUGGUGAUAAUUAUUAUGUCAAGCAGCUAUAUAGUCCAUCGGAAAUUCCUGAUAAACUGAAAGCUUGCAAGCAGAUGUUAUAUCAAGGUGAUCCCUUCUAUAUCUUCGAUCAUUUCGAUACAUUUUAUGCGGUGAUUGAAAAUAAAAAUACCGAUUCUUCGGCCAUGACCAAUUUAAUGCGUAGCUUUGAUUUGCUCUACUUGACCAUUGAUAAGUUGGGAAAUCGUUUGGCACCCUUUUUGGCGUUGAGUGAACCACCCACAAAUCAAGAGCGGAAUUCACAUUUAAAUCUAACGAAAAUGUGCAUGUUUUUGAUUGUAAAUGUUGUAAGGAAAAUCGAUAGUAAUAUUUUACGUCUGCAACAGCAACAACAAACUAAUCAACAAAAGAAACGAGGAAAAAAUGCCGAUACUGUUGAACAGUAUCCUGAUUGGGAAACAAAGCGGGGGAAGUUUUUGGUACAGUUAUACAAUGUGUUGCAAUUUCCCUUGGAAAAACUAUGGAGUCCUCCUAUGGCUGAAGAGAAUUUUGUCAAUUUAAUAUGUGACAUUUGUUAUCGUACAUUGGAAAUGUUACAUGUUCGUCCCGACAAUCGUCACAUUGUUGAGACGAUAUUUCAAAUUUUCGGCACCGCCAUUAAACGUUAUCAACAUGCUAUGAAUUUUCCAGUACGUAUUCUCCAAAUUCUAAGGACCGUUGAACAUGCUGCUGUUUCCAUUGCCACUGGCAUAAAUAUUCUGCAUGAGGAAUACAACAUCACCAGUGUUUUCUCCGUCUUGAUUAAAGAAAUUGUCGAAUGUUUGACCCUAGAUUCGGCGGACUCAAAUGUUUCCAGAAACUUUUCAAAUUUUCUAAUGCAUUCAGCCUCAGUGGCUCCAAAGCUAAUGAUACCACAUCUGUCCACCUUGUGUGAUGAAUUACUCAACUGUGAAUCGUAUUUAUUGCGUAAUUGUAUUCUACAAAUAAUGGGUGAUGCCAUUGUGGGUGAAUUAACAUCCGAAGAACUCUCGGAUGAAUUAAAAGAGGCUCGCAAUGAAUUUUUGGAAAAUCUUCUAAUGCACAUCAAUGAUGUAUCGGCUCAUGUACGCUCGAAAGUUUUACAAAUUUGGCAUCACAUGAAAGAAGAACAGGCGGUGCCUUUGUCUUUUCAAUUAAAAGUCCUCUCUGAAGCUGUGGAACGUCUUGAAGAUCGUACCUCAUCGGUGCGAAAACAUGCCGUACAACUCAUAAAAGCAUUUUUGGAACGUAAUCCCUUCUCUGCCAAACUCACAUUGGAAGAGCUGCAAAAGAAACACGAUGAAGAGGUAGAAAAAAUGGAAAAACUCACUGAAACCCUUGCCGAGGAACGUAAAAAAGCCGAAGAAAUUGAAGAAAAAUGGACAUUAGUAAUACCGGAGAUUUUGCCAUUUGUUGAAGAAAGUCUCAAGGAGAAUAAUGAGCCUACGGAGACCCAGGAGAAUUAUGAAGAUCUUGUACAACGUAUCUCCACCAUGUUGUUGGAGAAAAACUAUAAAGAAGCUGUGGUUUUGGUGCGUAAAGCUGAUCAUGUAGCGGGGAAUUCGGAAUUGCGUUUGUCUUUGCGUCAUGAGGAACAGUGUGCCUACUAUAUGGCCCUGUUGAAGUCGUAUAUUUUCUUGGCAAAUGGUUGCAAGGAUAGUAACGAAGAGCUGGGUACCCAAAUUAAAACCGUGCAAUUUUUACAAGAUUCCAUUGAAUUUUCGCGGGCGGUAUCACGAGCAAUGCCAAAGCUAUUGGAAAUGUUGCUGUCGAAAACAAAUACUGAUGUCUAUGAAGCUGUCGAUCUUUUUACCACUGGCUAUAUGUUUGGUAUUAAGGGUACCGAAGUGGGUAUGCGUCAAAUGUUAUAUUUGGUGUGGUCAUCGGAUAAAGAGAAGCGAGAUGCUGUCUCAGAUGCAUAUAAAAAGGUGCUGUUUACCACCGAUCAAACUGGAAGAGCCCAUGCCUUACGUGUGGUACAAAAUCUGUCCACUUUUCUGGAAGGAAUUGAAUAUGGCCAUUACACAGCCCUGGAGUGUUUGGUACGUGAAUGGGUCAACAAUGAGGAUAUCGAUGCCAAUGUUAUACAAGUUCUAUUUGAACGUUUCACAUUGAAACUGGAAGGCACAACGGAUAAUGAAUCUCGUCUGGCCCUACAGCUGCUCAUAAUGUGUUCGUAUGCCAAAUCCUCAAUUGCGUCGGCAAAUAUUAAUAUUAUUGAAGGCAUUGGUUUGGGUCAAAGAGGUAAACAAGAUCCACGUAUCUAUGCUAGCUGUUUGGAAUUCUGGUUAAAUUCCAUUGAUCAAUCGUUAACCUCCAAAUAUUACAAAAGAUAUGAACCCGAAUCACCGGUCGUGCAAAAAAUUAUCGAUAUGUUUAUGAAAUUCUUUUUCCAUCCACGUAUACCGGAUUUUGAUAAGUUGACCAUGAACACGUUGCAAUUCUUUUAUCAAAUGUGUCAAACGCCCGAUGUUAUAUGUCAAAAUAUUGUCAAGGAAUUGUUGAAGAAAUUUAAAGCAUUCGCUAUGAAGUUGUGUGAAAUCACUGCUUCGCAGCAGGCACAAGCUCAGGAGACACCCUUUUCACAACAAAUUCCCGGGACACAAUGUACCCAGUUGACACAGAAUGCACAGUUGGCUGGUGGUACUGCUUUGGUUCAGAUGAAAAUGCCGGUCUUUUUGUUGACACGCUUCAUCUUUAUGAUUGGUUAUAUGACCUUGAAGGAAAUGAUCUUUUUGGAUAUUGAUGUCUAUAAUAAUAUGAAAUUUAGGCAGGAGUUGAAGGAAUGUGAGGAGAAGAAAAAGAAAACGGUUGUCAAUACAAAUCGUCGAAAGACGGCAAAUCUGAAUAUGUCCGCAACGGAAUCGUUGAAGAGAUUGUCGGUGGCUGCAGCGGAACCGCAACAAGAGCCCGAUGAAGAUCUCGUGGGUGCCACAGCCGAGGACAACAUUGCCGAACUUAUCAAUCACAUUUGCGAAGAAGUCUUAUUGUAUGGGCAAAAUUCUUUGCUGGUCAAAAUUUUCCCAUAUGUCAUGGAGAUUUGUAAAUACCCCGUGAAAUAUCGUGAUGCAUCAUUACAACAGGCUGCCACUUUGGCUUUGAUACGUUUCAUGAGUGUAUCGUCGCGUUUCUGCGAAGCCAAUAUGCCAUUCCUUAUGAACAUUUUGAGCCAUUCAAAGAACAUUAAAAUUAAAUGUAACAUUGUCAUUGGCCUUUCCGAUCUGACAUUUCGUUUCCCCAACAUUAUUGAACCCUGGACGGGGCAUUUCUAUUCCACCCUACAUGAAGAUAACACCGAGUUACGGCUGACAGCCGUGAAAAUGUUAUCCCACUUAAUUCUGCACGAAAUGAUUCGUGUUAAGGGGCAAAUUGCCGAUUUGGCCAUGUGUAUUGUUGAUCCGAAUGAUGAAAUUAAAAAUAUCACACAGCAGUUCUUUAAAGAAAUUGCCAAUAAAUCGAAUAUCCUUUAUAAUGUCCUACCAGAUAUCAUAUCCAAAUUAAGUGAUACCUCACAGAAUCUCGAGGAGGAGAAAUAUCGCAUCAUUAUGCGUUACAUUCUCAAUCUCAUACAAAAAGAUCGCCAAGUGGAGACAUUAGUGGAAAAACUUUGCCUCCGUUUCCCCGUGACACGUGAAGAACGGCAAUGGCGUGACAUUGCCUACUGCCUUAGUCUGCUAUCGUAUAAUGAGAAAACAAUAAAGAAACUCAUUGACAACAUGCAAUACUACAAGGAUAAGGUACAAAUCGAUGAGGUCCAUCAAUCGUUUAAGUUGAUCAUAUCGAAUACCUCCAAGCUGGCCAAGCCAGAAUUGAAGGCGAUUGUCACGGAAUUGGAAACACGCAUCAAUGAAUGUCUGCGCGUCAAAGAGCCCGGCGAAGAAGGAGCAGAGAGCCAAGAAAACGAUAAAGAAAAUGCUCCAGCAGAUGGUGGUGCGGCGAAUAAAACCAAAACAUCAUCGAAAAAUAAAUCAAAGGCAGCCGCCGCAUCCCAAAAAUCACGUCGUAAUCGACAAAGAAAAUCAUCAACAUCCGAGGAGUCGUCUUCAUCCGAAGAUGAAGCACCCAAACGAACACAAGGCCGCGCAGCAGCAGCUGCUGCUGGUCGCCGUAAACAACAACAGCAAACACAAAGUGAUUCCAGUGAUUCAGAUUCUCCACGAGCACCACCUGCCAGCACUUCCAAGAAAGCUGGCAAUGCUUCACUUUCGUCAACGUCAACUCGUACAAGUCGCGCAUCAGCGUCUGCUUCGCGUAGCAAAGUUAUUCAAGAAACUGGCAGUUCAGAAGAUGAUGUACCCCAACGUAAACGUGGUCGCAGAAAUAGAUAA